Protopolystoma xenopodis is the source of this 375-nucleotide messenger RNA. Lineage: Eukaryota; Metazoa; Platyhelminthes; Monogenea; Polystomatidea; Polystomatidae. The record is from the annotation of a GenBank genome assembly.
AUGGCCAUAAGAAAUCUACGACUUACCAAUUCUGAAUUAUGGGACGAGGAACUGGAAAAACCAACUAAGCUAUGUCUUGGAAGCGGACAUCCAGAAGAAGCAAUUCAACGAAACAUACAGAUCGUGAUGAGCAGAUGGUUGGACAGGGCUUAUGAAAGGAAAACAAGGGACACAAAUGAAAAACUAUGGAUGUCUAACCGGCUGCAAAUCGCUUUGGAAGAGGAAAACAUCAGCGAGAAUUUCACAAGCUGCCUGGGCAGACUUGACGAUUCAGCAAGGACAACCAAGAGAAGACAAGUAUAUGUUUUCAACAACAGGAAGAGACAUCGCCAAGAAAUGGAUCCCGAGGGACAAAUGGAAGUCAAGAAAAUGUGA